This is a messenger RNA of Mytilinidion resinicola, 929 nucleotides long. RefSeq lists its product as uncharacterized. NCBI's taxonomy places the organism in Eukaryota, Fungi, Ascomycota, Dothideomycetes, Mytilinidiales, Mytilinidiaceae. The record is from RefSeq and is a predicted model, not a curated record. The transcript has a single exon. The coding region runs from base 120 to 743 and encodes 207 amino acids.
UUCCCGUAUUUCAAGAUUGCUUAAACUUCCAAGCCUCUUUCCAUUCAGCCCCCAUACAUCCGUCCUCAGUUGUCUACUCCGUUGCUGUGCGUCUUGCACACAUUGACAUCUCCUGCGACAUGCCUAUGCUGGAGGUUUGCAGGCUGCGGCUGAAAGACGGGGUGUCAGCCUCUGAUGACGCGUUACUCAAAACUCUGUCUACAGUCCGCUCGGUUUUGAAAACUAAUUCAAGGUUCUACAACUGCAUCGAAGACCCAUCCCUCGUCUACAUCCUGGGAAUAUGGCCAACUCUGGAAGCCCACAAAGCCUUCCUCGCAUCGCCAGAGAAGGAGAAGGUCCUUGGCUCACAGGAGGAUCAGCUUGAUUUCCAGUGGAUACUUCACAUGGAGCUUGACGACAUAUCAUCGUUGCCUCUGGACGCACCCGUCAUGGCGAUAGCGAGGUUGUUCCUAAAAGGAGGCCAGCACAUCGAGGAGUACGAUCGGAUAGUGAACAAACAUCGAGCAACCCUUGCGGACGCAACAGAGCCAUACAACGUGGUCGAGGGCUGGAGGAACGACUCAGAGCCUGGGAAACGAGAAGCACUCAUGUUCACUGGUUGGGCGAGCAUGGAGGCACAUAAGGCAUUUACGGCGAAGAUGAGAGAGGAUGAGGAUUAUGCAAGCGUGCGUAACAACUACGAAGGCAUGGAGGUUCGACAUGCACGAGACAUGGAACGAAUCGCCAAAACCUCGCAGGAGUAGGCUUUGGCCUGGCCAAUUCGACUCUACGUAGCCAUCUCAGAUCUUUCCGGCAAUCGAACCAAUCUAUUCCCAUUUUCGACGGCAUCUUAGGGUGCACGAUUGCUGACGUUGUUCGCCUAUAACCAACCCCAGGCACUCUCAAACAAGGCAAUGCAUUUAUCAUACGAUCUGUCAAAGAAUAAGAGC